Durusdinium trenchii is the source of this 2229-nucleotide messenger RNA. The record is from the annotation of a GenBank genome assembly. Lineage: Eukaryota; Dinophyceae; Suessiales; Symbiodiniaceae.
AUGCCUGAUGGGACAUCAACGUCGUCGGCUUCGGCACCUAGAGGGUCUAAGAGGCCGGCUGAGGAAGACACAGAAGAGCUGUCGGAUGUUGCAGAUUCAGAGACGGAGAAACGGGGUUUGAAACGAACGUUAGAUCCGGAAGAGUUCAACUGUUUGGCGGAUGUGGAACUGGUGGUGGAGUUUUUGGAACCAACCAAGUUGUGUGGGAAAGUCACUUCACCUACCCUUGUCGGGGAAAACGUCUCCAGUAUUUUCUUUGGUGGUAGUGAAACUAAGUUCAAGGUGGUGAACUUUUGUGGGGUCAAAGUGAAGGUUUGGCAACCACAGGGCGCGAUCGAUGAUUCGACGCUAGAGCAGUUGAGAGCAGACCACUGUUUCGACGGCAUGUUGACAGAGAUUGAGAAUUUGGACAAGUGUGAAGCUGGAUUUCCAGUGCGGCACCAGGAAGCAGUUGAUUUUACCAAAAGGGUGGGGACGAAGAUCCUCACAGCACGAUGGGUGACGAACUUCGAGAUCGUGCUGGGUCAAGAUGGAGUGAGAGCAAGGAUUGUCAUCAAAGAUUUUGCUACUUCAAAGGCAAAGUCGAUUGGAGCCUCGAGUCCAACACCAAGCGUUGAGGGUUUGAAGUGCGUUCUGGCCAUCGCAGCGCAGAAUGCCAUGUAUCUCACAGCUUUGGAUGUGAGUGCAGCCUUCAUGCACACACCGUUGAAAGAGAAGAAGUAUUGCGUUAAGAUGCCACUGAGUGUAACUUGGGUUGAUGGAUCUCCUUUGUACUUAGUUCUUUCGAGAGCUUUGAACGGGUUGCGUCCAGCCUCGAGAGAGUGGUUGGACUACUGUACGGGACUUGUGGAACCCUUGCAACUGAGGUCCGCGACCAAGAAAGCUGAUGAGACGUUGCUUUUCAUUGAGCUGUGUUGUGAAGAGAACUCAUCGUUGAGAUUGGUUUGUGGACAGCGUGACGUGCAGUACAUUGGGAUUACGAAAGACGGUGAACUUCCUGAGACUGUGCGAAGAUUGUCGGAACAGAUUGAGGAGCUCAAGAAGAGUCGGAGAGUCGAGAAGAUCCAUUGCCAUGCUUCUUGUUUGCCGUUGCCAGUGGAAGCGCAGAGUGCACGGCAGCAAGCUGAUGGUGCAGGUAGUGACAGUGGUUGGAACCAGAAUGAUCCAUUUUCACGGACGGACAAGUGGAUUGGAAAUCCACCUCAGCCAUCCUUUGAGAAGUGGCGUGAUCGUGAAAGUGAAGUGCUCAAUUGGGCGCAGUAUGUGGCGGAUUUGUCAGCAUGGGCGUCCCAAGCAUCUUUGCAGUUUGGGACUGAGAUUCUGCAAGCAUCUAGGAGUGCCACGUUGAUCCAUGCUUUCAUGGAAGGAGUGGACAUUCAGGAGGAUUGGCAUUCUGGCUGGGUUGAGACCAGUCAAGAUGGCUACGGCACAGGCGAGGUGGCAUACUUUGCAGGUUGCCCUUGGGUUCGACUCCACCCUGUAGAAACUUUAGAUCGCAACACUGAUGAGGUUGCGUUGAGUGUGCGCGAGGACGAAGUGUUUUCUCCCACAGGUAUGGAACAGGAACCACGAUUGCCAUUGCCAGGACCUGAGGGUGUGCCCGAGGCAGUUGCCGUCUCCCAUUUUGUGCAUCGCGUUCUCUUCGGCUUGGGAGAGAUUGAGGAGAAGGAACAGGUGGACAUUGUAUUGGAAUCAGAUUCCAGCUCAGCGUUGCAGUUGAUUGGUGCUGUUGAUCUUCCACGUCGUUCCCGGCACAUUGAUAUCAAGUUGACAUGGUUGAAGGAACGUGUUAGUUCCAAUGAGGUGCAACUUCGACAUCGAGCGGGAACACAGAAUGUGGCAGAUCUUUUCACCAAGCAGGAUACUCAGGUAGGUGCAUGGUCCGAGGCUGAUGAAAAGGCCUUGCAGGUGAUGCUGGCUCGCAGGAGCCAAGGCAUUGUGCCACCUUGCGUCGCGCAGACUGCAGGAUGUGUGGCCACACUUGCAGCUAUGGAUGUGACGAUUGCAGAUGAGGGCAAAGUGAAGCAUUUGCUCCCCAAAGGGGUUGACAGCUUUGUGGAAUGGUCCCGCACUGUGAUUGCUUUUGGCAAGCUGAAGGAUUCAGGGCUCAGCUACAAGGAGAUUGUGGCAGACCCGAAGCAUGAGGCCUAUGUGGCUUGGUGCAAGCGUUUGAAAGGCUCGACUGGGCCGGCAGGAGACUUUGGUGAUUUCUGCAAGCCUAUGAGAUGA